Messenger RNA from Penaeus monodon (black tiger shrimp), 3806 nucleotides. Its product is annotated as homeobox protein CHOX-CAD-like. Gene Ontology annotation, molecular function: DNA-binding transcription factor activity, RNA polymerase II-specific; RNA polymerase II transcription regulatory region sequence-specific DNA binding. Gene Ontology annotation, biological process: cell differentiation; animal organ morphogenesis; anterior/posterior axis specification. The coding region runs from base 362 to 1540 and encodes 392 amino acids. The transcript has 5 exons. Gene Ontology annotation, cellular component: nucleus. The record is from RefSeq and is a predicted model, not a curated record. NCBI's taxonomy places the organism in Eukaryota, Metazoa, Arthropoda, Malacostraca, Decapoda, Penaeidae.
CUGGCGUGGUGGAGGCCGCCCCGACACGGUCGCGUCGCUCGCCCGGAUUUGCACGCGUUCUUCGGCACUCGCUCGCUUGCUCUCCACCUGACACUGACUGGCGAAGGCGCUGGGGACUGGAAAAGAAUUUUUUUUCUAUUGUGGAGUGCAAGAGCUUCAUUAAGUGUAGAAAAGUACUUUGUUCUUUGCAUUUCCAUCAUUGUGGUAUUAUUACAUGCAAGUACAGGUGUGCGACCCAGCAGGGCUCGUUGCGUUCUCGGUGUGAUACUGUUGUGGCUGUGGUUGUGUUGUGACACCAGACUGUGCAGUGUUGCGUAGGGGCACGUGCCCGGUGAUGGGCGUGACGCCCUGCUAGAAUACCAUGGUGCUGGUGGUUGGGGCCUCCGACGUCGCGAUGUUCCCCGCCGCCAACCGGCCGCCGCCGCACUCGGUGGUGGCCCAGCAGAGCCCCGCCGGAUACUUCGGCUACUACCCCCAGCAGGCUCCUCACCAUCACCACCACCACCAUCCCCACCAAUACCCUCCCCCGGACCUCAACUGCAACCUGCAGCCCUUCAUGACGGGCCAGUUCACGGACGGGCUGCAGGGCGGCGCGUGGCACAACACGGCCAUGUACAUGCCGCCGCCGCACCACACCGCCGCCGCCCCGCAGUGCCAGCAGCGAUCGCCGCACGGCUACGAGGACUGGGGCGUCCCUCCCUUGCACCAUACGGGCCCCACGGGCGCCGCGUCCCCCUUGCCGCACCCGCCCACCCUGUCGUCCAGCGCCGGGGGCCUGCAACACCCGCCGCACACGCCCUCGCCGUGCGCGCCCGGGGCCACCGUGCAGCCGGGCCCGGGCUCGCCCACCUUCGGCCACUACCCAAAACUAACCCCCGUGGGCGCGCCGCCCGACUUCGGCAGCGACGGCGGCCUCGGCGGCGGCGGCGCACAGUCCCCGAAUGAAGGCGUGCUGCCGCCCCAGGGCGACGGAGCGGCCGACGCCGGAUCGCCGCCCACCGCCCACGCGCCGCCAUCGCGCCCGCAGCAGGUGCGAUCCCCGUACGAAUGGAUGAAAAAGCCUUCGUAUCAAGCGCAACCCAACUCAGAUGGCGCGUUCCUGGAUAUGGACGGGAUGACGAUGAAAGGUACGGAGGAGGAGGAGACGGGCAGAGGCACGUGGAACGCCGGCAAGACUCGCACCAAGGACAAGUACCGCGUAGUGUACAGCGAUCACCAACGACUUGAGCUUGAGAAGGAGUUUCAUUAUUCUCGCUACAUCACCAUCAGGAGAAAGUCUGAGCUCGCCUCCAUGCUGGGGCUCUCCGAGAGACAGGUCAAGAUCUGGUUUCAAAACCGACGAGCCAAGGAGCGGAAGCAGAUGAAGAAGCGAGACGAGCUCCUGCAGAAGGAGAAACUGGAGAACGCCCAGUACCACGCGCCUACCGUCACCCCCGUGCCGCCCAUGCCCCCCAUGCACGCGCACGUCUCCUCCGCCCAGCACCUGCCCACGUCGAAGCCCCUCAUGAUGGACGUGAAGCCGGUCUUGGGGCUAGACUGACCCGAGUCUGCCUUCUAUUGGAGCCAGUGACCUGCAUCAGACCUCUGACGGAGACGAGUACCAGAGACCCCUGACAGCGUGAUGAGAUGGCCUGAUCGCUGGCAACACCUGACGGAGGCGCGGUGCGGCGGCUGUUGGUCCCGGGUCAUUUCGUGUUGCCAUUUCGUGUCAAGACAUGAAAACUGCCUGGAAUCCUUUCUCUACAGUCUACCGGAGCUUGAGGACUAAUGCGUCGUAGUGUAUAGUUUGUGUAUCAAUGAAAGACAAUCGUGAGAGACAAUUUACUUACGGGUGAGCUUUCGGUGGAUGUGAGAGAAGGGAAAUGGUGGCGAAUCCCAAGUGAAAGAACAGCAGUGACUUGAAACGGCUGACAGCAAAGUUUUCCGACUCUCGGGUAGCUGAUGUAAAUCUGAAGAAAAGAUAUCAGUGAAUUCUGUUAAUACUUUUCGUCUUACUUCAGGCGAAAUAAGGGAAAGUGACACAGAGAUCAUCAUUGUUGUGAAAGCCCCUUGUCAGCGAUGAAACGGCCGUCACACUCCACGCAAGGUGCAACCGGGCCCGCUCGAAGAUGCUGGUGUAGUUGCACACUCCAAUGAAAGGCAAAGAAUAUAAUAUGUUUCACUCGACUGUGAAUCGACUAUUUAUGAACAUGUAAUGUCAGUGACUAAACAAUUUUUUAAAAAUCUCAUUCCCGCGUAUAAACAAUCGCACGUUAUUUGAUUUUAUUGAAUAGGUAGCAAAGUAUAUUGUUGUAAUUCUAACUUAAUGAGAUGCAGCAGCCUACGACGACGAAGGGCGCUGCGAGCAAGAGAUUUAUAUAAUGGUCGUAAGCAGCCCAAAGGAAGGGAUUCCUGCUGUUAAAAAUGUACUGCACUCUACCUCCCGACCUGUUCUCGGAACGCCACACACUCAACGGGAAAGGAACUAGAUAUUUGUUUGUAUAUAUACACUCAUGUUUUGACUCUUCAGUUUUUUAGCUGGUUGUAAACAAUUCGGCAGUAAGCAAACAGCUGUUGGACGACUUACUUAGGAGCACCAGUGCAGGCAGAGGGAAGUGACUAGACCUGUGUAUGAAUGUGUGUAUAUGCGUAUGUAUGUGUGUGUGAUAGUGAGUCCGUUUAACUGUUAGUUUUUUGUUAUCUAUCCGUUUCCUGAUGCCAUAGAAGGAACGUUAGAAGGAUCAAUAUGACGUGAACAGAAAUACGAUUAUGAUUAUUCCAGAUGAAAUUAGUGUCGUCCAAAGAAAAAAUAAAUAAAAUUGAUUUCCAAUGUUUAUAUAUGUAUACGUGCAUAUAUAUAUAUAUAUAUAUAUAUAUGUAUAUAUAUAUAUAUAUAUAUAUAUAUAUAUAUAUAUAUAUAUAUAUCGCUCACGUCAACACCAGCUACAAUUAUAUUAAUACCAGCACCGGUGUCUCCAGGAAUACCAGUAUAAUGAGUGUAAAGUUAAGAAUAGACUCCCUCACUCGGGAUUCUCUUCACCACAAAAUGGGUUGAUCACUUCAGGUUGAAUCACCUUCUUCUACCUGAUGAGUUUUAUUGAACAAUGCCGUGUAAAUACUGUAUAGUGUGGAACUGUGCGUAGCCUGUGCUUGGUAACUGCUAAAUAGCCUCGUUACGCAUAACAGCCGUGUCCUCCCUGUGUUAGCCUCCCUUGCGCCGUGUUAAAAGGUGGGACAACAGAAUUCUGUUGAAAUUAAAAUGAAAACAAAAAGUUCGUGUUUAGGGAUCCAACUUAAAGCGAGGUGUGAGUGUUUCGCAUUUUAGUAACGUGUGUAUUAUUUAUUUACAGCAUAAUUUUAGUCUCACUUCCUUUUGUUGGAAUCCUAACUUCGAGUAAAAACAUUUUUUGGGACAUACAGAUGCAUCAUGUUUAUUGUAAGGGGCUAUAAUGAAUUAAUGGUAUGUCAUGGUAGCGGUUUUAUCGGUCUGUGUUUCAAAGAAAUAGUAGCACACACACCCACACACACACACACACACACACACACACACACACACACACACACACACACACACACACACACACACACACACACACACACACACACACACACACACACACACACACACACACACACACACACACACACACUACAUGAAAAUUGACACUAAUAUCUGAAGGAAGAGGAAAGAGUCUAAGGGAUGGUAACCGGGCAAGCACUGGGAGGAAAUGAAAAUUUGUAAUUUUGUAUGUUAUGAGUUCGUAUGCACGUGAAUCUGCUUUUUGUGUACGUGUACAUCUGUUAUAGUAAAUAUUACAAGAAACUGU